CCACAAUGCCUUUCGUUGACCUGCGCUGACUUCACAGUCGUGCGACGAAAAUCUGUUGUUAAACAAACCAAACACGGAUGUUUUGGUAACAUAAUUUAACCAUGGAGGCGGAACAGCCUAAAGAAGACUGCGCUCCAACCCAGCCAGCCUCUACACCUUCUUCUCAGUCAAAGAAGCCCAGCCAGGCUCUGUACGUCCCCAAACAACGACUUCACGCCUCCAAAGACAAAGCUCAGACUCAGGGAGAAGUUAAGCCGAGACCCAGACCUCGCUACACAGACAAGGCACGAAAGAACGCUAAGAACAAGAAGGACAAGGCUGGAGGAGCACAGAGGGCAGCACUUGCUGAAGGAGGAGAUGGAGAUGGAGGUGAGACGCAGAGCAACAAGCCCGAUGUGGAGGAGGAGCAGCGUUUGCAAGGUGCAGAAGUGGUGAUUAAUGGGAAUCCCGACUCAACCGGUGUGGAGACCUCACAGCUGGAAGCAGCUUCUCCUCAGGAAGAAAAGGGAGAAGAGGAGAGCUGGGACACCUUGUUCAAUGACGAUGGAGACUGUUUGGAUCCACAUCUGCUUGAAGAGCUGGCUAUCAAGGAAGGCAGAAAGAAGGAGUCAAUCCAGGGGGCCAGAUUCGAUUAUUACAACAUGGACGGAGACGAUGAUGAUGACAUUGACCUCACAGAUGAUGAACUUUCCCACAUCAUAGAAAUCUACGACUUCCCUGCAGAGUUCAAGACAGAAGACCUCCUCAAGUUAUUUCAGUGCUACCAACAGAGGGGCUUUGACAUUAAGUGGAUUGACGACACACACGUCCUGGGCCUCUUCUCAAGCCCCAUAGCAGCCCGUGAAGCUCUAAGAUCCAAAAAUCCACUGAUGAAGUUGCGACCACUCUCCAAAUCUUCAUCUGCCACAAAGGCCAAAGCCCGUAGCUGCUCAGACUACCUCCUGCCUGCUAAAGAGCGACCUCAGACAAGUGCAGCACUGGCUCGGAAACUAGUGAUCGGUGCCCUCGGUGUAAAGAGCAACCUGACAAAGGAGCAGCGUGAGGCAGAGAGGAAGAAACUGCAGGAGGCCAAAGAGCAAAAACGCCUGGCAGCCAAGCAGAGGGAAGAUGCUUGGGAGGGAAAAUGACUGGACACACAUUUGAUUCCUUGAUUCAGCAGAGGCUUCAGGCUUUUCAGUUUCUUCUUCUUUUCUGUUUUUCUCAACUGGCCACUCCCUCCGACCAUCACACUUCCCAGAAAUGGGUUCCCUCCAUUUUUUCCUUCGUCCUGCCCAGGGCCUUCACCAGUUGCUACUGACCGUCUCAUGGCUCAAUGUCUGACAGCCUGCAGUGUUUCAUCAGAAGAGAGCAUCCUGCCACUGUUCCCUCACUUUUACCUUCAUACUUUGUCCAUUCAGAAACUGUGGUCCUGUAACAUGGCUGGGACCACCACCACCACCACCACCACCACCUGGCUCACCUGGACUUACUUUUAAAUCUCUGAUAUUGUGAGCACGGUCUGUGAUGAAACACUGAGGCUAAUCAUUUUUUGAAGUGUAAUGAAUUUACUGACGUAGUUGUUUUCUGUAAAAACCCAAAGCUUCAUGUUUUUCUUUAUAUGGAUAUUUUUCAAUGUUUUCAAAGAUUUAAAAAAAAAAAAAAGAAGGUUUCUGUUAAAUAUCAGUUACCAUGUAAAGUGGGUCGUGAUAAUGCAGUACAUUAUGAUACACCGAUAAGCCACAACAAUUAAACCAUUUACUUACCAUUGUAUGGGCCUCACUUUUGCACCAAAACAACUCUGACCCCUUUAGGCACAGACUCCACGAGACCACCAAGAUGUUAGCGGAAGAUAAGGCCUCCUUUGUCACCUCUCUUUCAUGCUCCUCAAACAACCCCUGAACUAUUUUUGCAGCAUGGCAGGAAUCAUUAUCCUUCUGUCAGGGAACAACGUUGCCAUGAAGGGGUGUGCCUGGUCUCCAGCAGCGUUUAGGUAGGUGGUAUGUGUCGAGUAACAUCCACAUGAAUGGUAGAACCCAAAGUUUCUUUAGUAGAACGUCACCAAGAGCAUCGCACCUCCUCCUCCUGCUACCAUCUGUUGCCCAGGUAGACCACACACACACACACACACACACCUGAUUGUCCACAUGAUGUCAAAUUUCAGUCACUUAGGUUUUAUGUAUAGAUUGCUUCACAUAGUAGGGUUAACACAGUUUAGUAUUGUAGAAAGGAACCCAACGUGUUCAACAUUUCCCUUUGAACAAACACGGUGACAGUGGGAGGAAAAAAACUCCCUUUAAACAGGAAGAGACCUUUGGCAGAACCAGGCUCAGGGAGGGUGGACGUAUGCCGCAACAAGUUGGCGUAACAGGGUAAAGAGGAGCCAAAGAAAUGGGUAACAGAGGACAAACGAUACAACAUGAAACACUAGAGAGGUUUGUGGGGCCAAAAAAGAAAAGAAAAUGUGAUUUAGUAGACCAGCCAACCUUCUUUCAUUGCUCCAGUUCUGACACUUUGUUCCAUUGUAGGGGACAGAAGUCAGCAUAGACACUGACUGGACAUCCUCAUGUGCAGCAAGCCGUGAUGCUCUGUGUGUUCCGAUGCUUUUCUGUCAUACUGAGAAAGAAGGUUUUCAGCAAUUUGUGCUGCAGUAGCAAUUCUGUCAGACUGAACCACAGGACCCGGUCACCGGUUAACCAGUAGUGGUUCCUUGGCCAACUUCUGGUAGGUGCAAACCUCUGCGUAACGUGAACGCUGUGCAAGACCUGCUGUUUUUUUAUUUUGACCCAGUCAUCCAGACAUCACAAUUAGGCCCUUGUCAAAGUCGCUCCAAUCCCUACUCUUGUUCAUUCCUCUGACACACUGACUCCAUUAUAACGAGGUUAUUCACUUUGUCUCUUUGUGGUUUAAAUGUUGUGGCUGAUUUGGUGCAAAUGAAGACAUUGAGAUUUGUUUCUGUUUGAGUGGUGAAAUUAAAAGUUGUGUCAAUUUAGAAAUGUUGUUUAGCAAUUAAAGGCUCACCCGUAUUAAACAUUUACUUCACUUUUAAACCAUCGUGUCCAGUGGUUUGCAGUGUGAACUAGCACCCAGUGUCAUGCCUUGUUUUAAAAUGAGAGCAGCUUCUGAUAUUGUAUUUCAGUUGUGUACAUUUAAUUAUUUGUACUGUAACAUAGGCUGUUAAAUAAAUGACUGAUAAAAGGCA
Messenger RNA from Stegastes partitus (bicolor damselfish), 3178 nucleotides. It is a transcript of the gene r3hcc1l, whose product is annotated as R3H domain and coiled-coil containing 1-like. The transcript has 7 exons. Bases 102 to 1127 code for a protein of 341 amino acids. Lineage: Eukaryota; Metazoa; Chordata; Actinopteri; Pomacentridae. The record is from RefSeq and is a predicted model, not a curated record.